AAAUGGCUUUAAUUUGGAUGGCAACCAUCACAUUUCUCUUCCUCCUUCAUCAAUGGCGGAACCUCUCAAACAAGAAGAAGCUUCCUCUCCCUCCCGGCCCGAAAGGCCUUCCAAUCAUCGGCCAUUUCCACUUACUAGGCAAGAAUCCUCACCAAGAUCUAUACCAUUUAGCCCGCAAACAUGGCCCAAUCAUGUAUACCCGCUUCGGGUUCUCUCCAACCAUCUUCGUCUCCUCUCCUUCCGCAGCGAAGCUCUUUCUACAAACCUACGACCACAUCUUCGCGAACCGGGCCCACCACGAGUUCUCCUACCUCGUCCACUAUGAGCAGCGGAACAUUAUCUCCGGGCGAUACGGGCCGUACUGGCGAAACAUGCGCAAGCUCUGCACAGUCCAGCUCCUGAGCGGCAUCAAAAUCCGGCAGUUUGAGCCCAUGAGGAAGGCGGAGAUUGGGAGCAUGGUGGAUUCGCUUAGGGAGGCAGCUGCAUCGCGUGAAGAGGUUGAUCUGAGCGCUAUUAUCAUGUCUGUCAAUGGUGGCAUGACAUGCCUGAUGGUUUUCGGGAGGAAGUUUGAGGAGACGGAUUUGGACGACAGAGGGUUUAAGUGGCUGAUGUCGGAAGCGAUGGCCGAGGCGGCGGCUUUCAAUCUCUGUGAAUAUUACCCGUAUCUGAGGUGGCUGGAUCCUCAGGGGUCGGUGCGGCGGAUGAAGAAGCUGAGCAUGAUUUUUGACAGGUUUCUUGAGAAGAUUAUCGACGAACAUGCUGAGAAGAAAGAGAGGAGUCAUGAUUUCGUCGAUACGCUCAUGGCCAUUCAUGACUCGGGCGAGGCUGGAUUCGAGUUUGACCGUCGCCAUGUCAAGGCUGUGCUACUGGAUAUGCUGCUAGCUGGGAUGGACACUUCGGCAGGAGCGAUGGAAUGGGCCAUGGCUGAACUAAUUAAGCAUCCAAAAGCAAUGAAAAAACUUAAGAAGGAACUAGAAGAAGUUGUAGGGCUAAAUCAAAGAGUGGAUGAAUCCCAUCUCCCCAGCCUCAAAUACCUUGAUUGUGUCAUUAAGGAAUCUAUGAGGUUACACCCAAUUGCCCCCCUCCUUCCCCACGAGGCCAUGGAGGACUGUGAGGUGGACGGCUACCACAUACCCAACAAAUCUCGAGUUCUUGUGAACGUGUGGGCCAUUGGGAGAGAUCCUGAUGCCUGGGAAGACCCCGAAAGAUUUGACCCGAAGAGAUUUCUGAGAAGCAACGUGGAUCUCCGAGGUCGAGAUUUUCAGCUCAUACCCUUCGGGUCGGGCAGAAGGGGGUGCCCUGGUUUGCAAAUGGGGCUAACCGUUGUUAGUUUGAUGGUGGCGCAAUUGGUACACUGCUUUGAUUGGGAGCUUACUGAUGGAACUGCGCCACAGGAUUUGGACAUGUCUAGUCAUUUUGCUCUAAUCAUGUCUAGGGCUAACCAUCUCAAGGUUAUUCCCACUUAUAAGUUGAGCAUUUGAGCAUUGGUUUCAUGGCUUUGCAUAUUAGUUAUGCGCUUAAAUAAGUACCUACUCCCUCCGUCCCAGAUAAUUUGGGACACUUUGACCCGACACGGGUUUUAAGAAAUCUAAUGGAAAGUGA
This is a messenger RNA of Salvia hispanica, 1602 nucleotides long. Its product is annotated as cytochrome P450 71AU50-like. Lineage: Eukaryota; Viridiplantae; Streptophyta; Magnoliopsida; Lamiales; Lamiaceae. The record is from RefSeq and is a predicted model, not a curated record. Gene Ontology annotation, molecular function: iron ion binding; monooxygenase activity; heme binding.